GUAAAAGAUACAGAUACUGCCAACAUGAGAAAGUACAUUAGCAAUUCUUUGUUAUGCAGAGCCCGGCUGCCUUAAAGAUAUGUAUGUGUCACGUGGUCAAAUACCACAACAAGCAGUUUCCCCCGCAGAGCAGCAUGGAGUGGCCGGGGAAUUUUCCCGAAGACCAUGCCUUUGUGGAUCUGCUGGUUCCAGGGGUUUCCAGUGAGCUGGACUUUGAACAGCUCCUAAAAGACACAGAGGAGAAACUCAAUCUCAAUGCCAACAGCAUUGAACAGCAGCUAAAGGAGCUCCAGGCCAAGAUGGGAGACUCCCGGGAGCGUCCGCCGAGCCCUUCAGAUUGCCUGCAGUGGUUCAACCUCAGAGCGCACAACAGUUUCAGGCCCGUUACCACAGGACAUCAAGAGCUCAUGGACUUCUUCAGAGCUUUGAAACAGUACCUGAGGUCUGAAGAGGAGGGGAAAGAGGAGGUGACACUCCAGCUACUUCUGAAUGUGUCUUCCCAGUGUGGUGUCUGCUUUCCCUGUGUCCCUUCUUCGUCCUCCUCCUCCUCCUCCUCCUCCUCCUCUCUGACUACCUCCUUCAUCCACUUGGUUCAUACAGUCAGAGAUGACGCUUCAUUAGAGAUGCAGGAGGCCUGGGAUGAUGUGCGUCUCCAGCUGCGCCGCCACCUGCUGGAAAGGCUGUCUUCACGCAGCCCAGAUCAUCCAGAACCCAGACAUAUUUCCAUCCCUGAACGGGUACACUGUCUGCAACAGCUGUUCUUUCUUUACCCUGAGUCUGAGGCUCUCACACAGUACCAGAGUCUGAGAAGCCAAUCUGUGCUGGUUCUUCUGCUCUCCGCCCUGAGCUCAAGCCCAGGAGGUAACACAGGCUUUGACAGACUGGCUAUAGGCUUCCGCUCUGGGGUACCAGCUCUGACCCAGGCCCUCACAGAGGAGCUCCAUGUCCUUUCAAGACUAGCAGAACCGCACACCAUCCUGGGUUUCCUUAAUGCGGCCUACCUCAGCACGGUGGCCCAAGAGCUGGCCUCCCUGAUGGAGAGAGAAUGUGAGACGGCCCUGAGGGACAACAUCAAACUCAGCAGCAAGAUAAAGAAAUAUUCAGCCAGGUCGCGGGCAACCGUAGCACCAAUGGAGCUUCCCAUGAAAAACAGGAGCUUCAGUUUAACCUCCCAUCAAUUGAGGGCGUUAACCCAGCUGGCCUGCACCCUGCUGGGGUUUGAGAGGAUUGUGAAGGAGCUGGUCACUAAUAUGACCUUCAUUGAUUGUACAGGAGAGACUCCCUGCGUAAAAGGCAUCUUGAAAAGGAAUAGAGAGGAUUCAGACGUGACGGCAGAUUGCAAGAAAUCCAGAGCAGAAACACUUCCCCACACGCCAGAGGCGCCGAUUUUGGAGUUUGAUUGGAGGUCAGCGUUUAGGGGGCUGGUCCCUCACAUGGCACAUUGUGUUAAAGUGGUGCUGAAUGAUGUUUCUGCCAAGAUUCUACAGCAGGAAGAGGACUUACAUUCUUCAGGACACACCUCAGUCACCUUGAGCUGCACUACAGGACACACCGCCAUCACUGCGGGAAACACACAUCUCAAAGAAGAUUCCUUCUACACCUACUCAGAGAGGGAGACUCCCAAAAUGAUAGCCAAGUUCUGUGGAGGGAUCGUGACUGAGAUGGAUGCCUUACUACCCUUGGCAGCAGCCUGCAGAGACAGCUCUCUUCUGGAGGUGCGAUCAAGCUUUGUGGAAGCGUGCAGCAGGGCAGUGUUUGCCAUGCUAGGCCGUUUGCAGGAGAGGGCCCUGGAGGUACCAUCCUCUGCACCCCUGAGGAACCUGCCUGCUCUGCUGGCCACGUGCAUUUAUGUGCACCAACGACUGGAGCACUACCAUGCCAGGCUGAAAGAUUCAAAUACUACUGCAGCUAAAGUAUCCCUGACCCUGCUGCCGAUCCAGAAGUACCAGGAUACAGUGGAGGCCUUGAGAGAGCAGCUGACAAGUUACUGUAUCCAGGUUUGUUCCACCUGCAUUCUUCAAGACGCAGAGAGUCACCACUGGGCUGACCCCAAACCUUUCUACGAGGGCGAGCGCUGUUCCUUCUCGGUGCAGAUGUGGUUCUACUUCCUGUGUGGGCUCCGUAGCGACCUGUGGUCGAUCCUUCCGCCAGAGAUGGCCAAGGAGGUGCUCGGCCAGGUGCUGUCAGAGACUUUACAGCUGCUUGUGCAAAGAUAUGCCAGGGCCCGUGCAUCGUACAAGAGACACCUGCAAAUCAGAUGUGACAUUACGGCGGUGUUGCUGUAUGUGGAGCAGCUUGUUUGGAGUGUGAGUGAAAGUCCCGAGGCCUUGGUGCGCUCCAAUCCUUCCUCAGCAAUUGCCAUAAUAGCGGGCGGAUCAGACUGGCUAUACCAAAUCCACAGCUUGUGUGAGCAACUCCUGACAGUCCUUGUCAUUGUCACCGUACCGCUCUCUUUGCUGUAUAGGAUAUUUAUGAUUGAUCCUGCAAAAGCGACCGCACCACAUCAGCCUGAUACUCCUGUUGUCCACUGGCUCAAUGCUAUCAACCCUGACCUCUUCACAGAGCAGGCCAUACGAGAUGGCCUUAUGGGUCAGGCGGCCUCUGCAUGUCAGCUGAGGCUGCUGACCUCUGACCCAGGAUGCAAUCCCAGGUUGCUACUGCGAAUGCUGCUGUACAGAGACUGUCACCUGCCCAGAAUACUCCUGGAAAACUCUUAUCUUUGCCAGGAGAACUGCUUAGAAAUGUCUGCAGAGACCUGCAAGGCAGGAGAUGACUUCAUAGUCGCAUUGUUCAACCUCUUCAGUUGCCUGAAUAAUGUUCCCAAGGCCUUGACUCAGUUCCUUCAACCAUACCUGGAAAGGUCACACACAUGGGAACAUCUCUACACACUGGCAGACACGACGCGGGCUGUACCUGUGGUGAUCAGCUGUGUCCGGGCGAUAGUCACCAAGUCUACCAACAGCAUCCUUAUACACCUGGUCUCCAUGGUGAUGGGUUGGCAGGCCACGGAGGAGCCCAGUGGAGCCUCGUUCAAGCAGAAUGUACCAGAGAGCGUCCUGGCUAAAAUACCCAAGGAGUGGAACUACACACCGAUGGAAACACGGGGAAAGGAGACUGCCACUAAGACUGUCAUAUCCGUAGCUAUUCAAGCCUUGUCCUUCAUUUUCACCAACCUGCCCUUGGCCGUAGCAUCCAUACCUGUCCCUAUCCGAUUUCUCUUCCAAGUGGCAGAGAAGCACCUCUCCCAGCAUGCUCGGCAGCUGCGCCUAAUGGGCCUGUUACUCUGGGCCCUGUUAGGCUGUCUGAUCCAGGGCCUGGAGGACCCAGACUCACUAGAAGAGAUCAGUGGUCUGGUCCUGAACCGUGGGGCAAAGGAACCCCUGUCUCUGCUGGCUGAGUGCCUACAGGCUAGCAUGGGGAUUCAACAAAAGGGUGUACCCAAACCCACAGUGCACAAAGUGCUGCAGGCUCUGGAGGAAAAAAGGCCGAAGUGGACAAACAUGCAGCUGCAGAAGGCCCGCAAGCUCUGCUCAGACAGUGUAUUUGAGCGAGGAAAGGAGAGCGGAGUCGCUGAACUGACUGAGCAGAAAAUAGGCCUGAUGCUGCUGGAGGUCUGCCACAAAGCAGGUGGCAGCGACUACCUGAGGCAGAUCUAUCACAUCAUCCAAGGCAAUGAGGAACUGUUGAUGCUUAAACUAAGUGGAAGCACAAACUCGUCCAAUAAUCCUCCUCACUUGGUAAACUUUGACCUUGGCUCUGAGAGUCAUGCGAACACUGCCGGUUUCAACCCUCUCCACCAGUUUGACCACGUUGGCAAGAAGAAGCUGGAUCAGAGUGCAGUGGUCGACUGGGCAUGGGACUGGCCAAGGCUGCUGCCAGCCUUUCAGGGCAUGAGUCAGGUCACCUUCAAAGCUCUGCUGGCCAACAGGUGGGAGAUGCAGGAGGAUGCAGAGCUGGAAGAAGGAGAGAAAUUCAUCGUAGAAGAACUUCAGAAAGCCUAUUUUGUUUGCUGCUGCAGCCCAGGACCUGCAGGACCUCCCGAAGCUGAUGAGACACUGGCAGAGCAGACCCAGGGGGAAACACAACAAUACGAUAAAAGUGCUGCCCAAUAACAGUCCAUGCAGUUGGAAUUUUUUAUCAUAUUGUAAAUGUUUGCUUGUAACACUCACUUGCAGCUCUCAAGGUAGUAGAAUGUUUGUGUGUGUGUGUGUGUGUGUAAUUGGGUUUGUGCAUGCACUGUGUGCAGCGAGUUUGCAUAUAUGUGUGCAUGAAAACAUGAGUGAGAGAGCGGACAAGAAACUGUGGAACAACAACAAGAAGAGUGAGGGAGAUGUUGGCUCCCUCUUUAUGCACACGUCUCAGACAAACUCUCUUUCUGUGCGGCAUCAGACGCAUUUCAUCUUUUUGGAGCACACCUCCAGAAAUCAGUUCUGGGAAAUGGAGAGCCUGGAUUUGUUUGCCUGGGACACGAUGGGACUGUGUGAUCAUUGUCGGUAGUUGAAGUUUUUUUUCGACACAGCGAGUGUAAAGACAUUGGUGUCAGCAUACUUUCUCCUGGUUCCUAAAAGCAAACAUCAAAUAUUACGGUUGGGAAGCAAGAUGAUGUAUGUUUAGAUUACAGUGUGUCCCAAAAAUCUGCCCCACUAUGUAAUAUCAGUCAGGAUUUUUGUGCAAACUGAGAAAACAUUUAUUUUAUGUGUAAUACGAUUGCUCGGUGUAUAUUUUUUUCCAAAUGUGUCCAUAUUUUGUUAUUUAUGAGAUGGAGAAUGUUUUAGAAUUAAACAUGAAAAUAAAAUCAUAUUCUUUC
Molecule: messenger RNA, 4807 nt
Organism: Cottoperca gobio
Lineage: Eukaryota; Metazoa; Chordata; Actinopteri; Perciformes; Bovichtidae
Product: KIAA0825 ortholog
Source: RefSeq, a predicted model, not a curated record